CAACGGCUGGCGGGGGCGGGGCGCCGCCGCGACGUCAGGGCGAGGGCGCCGGGUUACCAGGUCAGCAGCGGUCUCGGCGGGUAACCAUGUACUGCUUAAAUCGGAGGCAGCCUCCACGAUGAAUGUUACAGUCAUAAAUAGUUACCAGUAUCCGCUAAUGCCUGGUAGCGCUCUGGUCCCCAGUCCCGUAUGAAUUCAUCACUGCCGCAUUCUGCUUCGCCCCAGAAACUUAGCUCAAGCUUUGAGGACAGCACCAUUCAGAAACAGAGGCGAGAACUCCAGCUUUUAAUUGCUGAACUGAAAGAUCGUGAUAAGGAGCUCAAUGACAUGGUUGCAGUGCAUCAGAGGCAGCUUCUAGCCUGGGAAGAUGAUCGGCAAAAAAUACUUACUUUAGCAGAACGAUGCAACUUAUUAAAAAAUGAGCUGAACAAGAGAAAUGAAAUUGUAAAAUCACUGACCAAAAGGUUAAAGUUCUUAGAAUCUCAGCAGAAUGACAGUAAGACAAUUGAAAAUACACCACGGAAGUUUAAGGAGCUGUCUCAAAAAGUAACAGAUGCAACUGUUCACUGUCAGGCUUUGGAGGAGAAAAAUCAAAGUCUCCACUGCUUAGUUUUGGAACUGUCUGCUAAAACAGGCCAGCUGCAAGCGAGAGAACAGGAGCUUCUUACUAUGCUUAAGCUGAAGGACGAGGCUAUACUUGAAACAACUGAUCACAUUACUGACUUUACAUCUAAAUUCAAAAAGCUGGAAAGUGCAUUGCGUGCAGCAAAGAUAGAGGAAUUCAGUCUCAACAAAGAAAAGGAAGACCUCAAACUGAGACUGAAAGAACUAAUACUUGAAACAAACAAGCUCAAAGAUGACCUCUGUGAAAAGAUGAAAGAAAAUAAUAAGCAGCAGGAAGAAAUCAUUCACCUCAAACAAGAAAACAGCUGCUUGAGGAAUGAGCUCGCACUUAUUGUUGAGAAAGCAAAGAGAAAGGAUCAACUUCUUCAGUUUGCCAAGUCUAAACAAGCACGGACUGACACAGAACUAUCAAGUUUGCGACAGAUCUACGUAAAACAGCAGCGUGACUUGCAAUUUCUUCAUGUCAAUUUGGAGAGCUCUCAGGCAUCAAGGCAAAAGCAUGAAAAGGCGGCACAUGAAAGGAGCAUAGGUAUGGUAUUCUCUGCCCCUGAAAGUAACAGCGAGACAGACACGGUUAGGACUGAGGGCACCCACGGGACGUGCGAGGAGCGUGGAACUGCGCAAGUUCCAAAAAGUAGGGUAAAAACCAUCUCUGAGAUGUGCAAAGUAGAUAACAGACUGUUACUGAAUGCAUCAGACUUGGAGGAAACUACCUCAGCAUACUUAAACGGGUGUCAAAAAGUUGUGAAAGUCUUGGCUGUCCUUACGGAAGAAGAAGAAAAGCAGGAUGUUGCAUCAAGCUCUGAUGAGCUAGACAGCAAAGUAUUUUGUGAGGCAAACAAUACAAGGCCAUUGAGAAACAGGGAAAUUUCUGAGAAUGGAGUGGAAAGCAGAGACCAGCAAACCUUUGAGUCAUCUUUACCUGAAUAUGAGCAUUGGCUUAACAUCAGUUCUUCUGUAGAUUCGCAAAGUCCUUUGGUCCAGAACACUGUCACAUCUGACAAAACUGAUAAUGAAAAUAAAACCUGGGAAGAGAGAACUGGAAUUCUGUUUGGCCAAAAAAGUAGAGAGGCUCCUGCUGCAAUUCACAAGUCUGAAUCUGAUUCUUGUAGUAAUAACUUAAUCAUAGAAAAAGAUGCAUGGUGGAAGCCAAUAUCAGAUCCGGAAUGGUUGAAGAUUUUCAAACCCAUGAAAGGAGAUGGAAGUAUAUGGCAUGGAAAAGAUUGCAGCUGUCUCAAGACUGCACAAGAGAUGAAAUGUGUCAGCUCAAAAAGUGAAGAAAAUGUGGAUCUGAAUUCUUUUCACUUGGAUUCUCCCUGUUUGACAUCCACCCAGAAAGGAGACAGGCCUCAAAGAUGUGAGAAAUUCUCUGGUGAAGACCUCCCUCUGGAAAUCAAUAACCUUUCAGUGACUAAGCCAACAAAUAGAUGCUGCAAUGCUACCAUCGACCAAGACACCAGUUCCCCCAUAAGUAAGCUGCAGCAUGUGUUGGCUGAGUCUCGACAGAUGGUUGCUGAUCUGGAGCUUAGCACUCUCCUCCACACGAGCCCUCGCUGCAGUCCAAACAGCAGCAACAUUAAUACGACAGCAGAACUUGCAGAAGCUCUUCACAGAACCCAGUUAUCUGCUGCAGAAGAAAGAGGUGCUAAGCUUCCAUUCUUUUCUCUAUGAUGUUCUGUGAGUAUGAAGGUGUUUUCAACUUGAUGAAUUUUUUUUCGUUUGGUUUUUUUGGUUCCCUCUUUAUAAAUGCAUCUGUAAUAUUAAUACAAGUUACGGGCUUCUGAGAUGAGCCUGGCACAAGCUUCUAAGUGCACUGCUAUGAAUGCAUUUCCAGUAAAGCUCUUGUGAGUACUGUAACAGCAAACAGAUAUUAAGGUAGCAAGUAAUUCCUUUAGUCAAAUAAUUAAACUUUUCUCAAGCAUGUUCCUCAUUCUCUGGGCAGUCAGAUCUCGCAGCUCCAUUCCCAAGUACCUGCAUGCUGCUUAUUGUAGUUAAAAUCCUUCUGUGUGUUACAGAUAACAGGAUCAAGGAUAUGAACAUUGUUGAGUAAGAGAUUGGGAAGUGUUUUUCAGUGCCGCAGCCAAGGGCUGGUUUAGCAUAUUGUUCCUGGUCUCAGAGCUCCAAAAGUAGAAUGUAUUGAAUAGAGCUGUUUCAGAAUACGAAAAGCAGCCUUGCCCAUAGCAGAUUGUUUUUUCUUUUUGAAUCGGAAAUUUCUCACUCUCUGAUUAUUUGUUCUACCUAAUGUGAAUUGGAUGCUUGCAAUAGGCACCGUGCUGUCUGGUUCUGAGGACAAAAGAGUAACCAGAUAUGGUUAAAAUACCCAACACCACAUGAAACUGAAUAAGAACUAGCAACAAUGGGGGGAGAAAUCGAGAAAAAAAAAAAUCUUGCAGUGCUGACACAACCCAAGCGCAUGUCUGCAAAAGGAAGUUAUUACACAGCAAGCUGGAGUGUGAAGCUGUGUGGCACUGGAUUUCUCAUAUUGAUCAACUCCGAUCCAGUGGGGUGCUGGUGCUCAGUUGUUCUCUCUCGGUAUAUUCAAACUGCAGUCCCUGAAGUGUUUCUCUCCUGUGGAGCCAAACCCUCUGUGCCUCUGGGGAGUGGUGUUGGUUUGUUGCACCCUUAUGUUCUGCUGUUUCUGCAUUAAGUCUUGGAGACAGUAAGUCUUCUUUCAAAAUAAGUUGGGUCUGCUUAGCACACGCUAAUGGGGCUCUCGCAGGAAAUGGAUGCUGAGUAGCUGGAAUGCUGUACCUUAACACUGCUGUAAUGUUCCUAUGUAGAGACCUCUUCUUUUCCUAAAAAGACCCCAAAGGUAAAAGAAGCUGGAGGUUUUAUAGAUCGAAGCCAGCACUGUGACUUGCAUCCUGAAACUACUGAUGUUGAAAAGUUUCAGGAGCAAAUCCCCAAAAUUGCUGAGCACCAUGCUGAUACAGCAAAGUGGUAAGCGUACGCUUAGCCUACAGAAAUAAUCUCAUUUGCUUCAAGUGAGAAAGAACUGGUCGAACAAACAUACCCACAAUUCACUGUAGAUCCAUGACAAGAAUUAGUGACUUGUGCAAGUCACUGGCUGCUGCGUAAUUCUUAUUUUCUUCGUUUAUUAAAAGGCACUGAAUCACCAUGAUCAGUUAAAUCCAAAGCAGCUUUUGCAGAGUUGAUAGCAGGUCCAGAAAUAACUAAACAUUUGUUCAAUUUCAUAUAGAGAAGUGAUUGAAUUGAUUUUGGUUGGGUUUGUUGGUUUUUUUUUAAUUGCUUUGAAAUUAUUUGAGGGCAGGUGCACUGACAAACAUUAGGUUAAUUUCCUAACUAGCUGACAGUGGUUUAGCCAUUUUCAUCAGUCAGUUGUUUUUCCUUUAGAGAGAGAUUGGGUGGGGGAGAGUUGAAGAACAAAGGAGGAAAGCAAUGAGUAAAAGGAUAUAUUAAGUUUUGGACACCGUACCAUGUGCCACUGCUCGUAAACUGUGACUCAGUGGCUGGCUGAGGGCACAAAGAUCACUCCUUUUUGCAAAACAAACUGGAAAGAUGUUAUUUCAUAACACUCCAGUGGUGUCCCUGAGACUGUUGUCUUUCUGUGAAGUGCUUUGUUUACCUUUCUCCUCUUUAUAUUUUUAGUCUAUGUUUUUAUUCUGUUUGCAGUGUGAAAAUUUAUAUAGUAAAUUGACACAUAUGUGAUUGCUUAAUAGAUUUUAGAGGAAAUUUUCCUGUCUUCUAAUAAGAAUAUAAUUUUCUGCAGUGGAUGAAGAAGUUUCCAGUAUAGAAUUAAUUUUGAGAACUGAAGAUCAUCAAGCCAUCAGCUACAAUGGAAGGUUACCUGAUUUUUUCCCAUGGUUCUCUGAGUGUUUGAAAGACUCACAAGUGGCAAAAAGAUGUGACUAUGUGGGCAUAUAUUUUAUCUUGAAAUAAAACAUAGAAUUAUGCCAAGAUUAACAAAAUUAUUUUUAUAACUGAGAGCUCAGGUUAAAUACUAGCUUGUUUUUUAAGAAUGUUAAGUGUGUAAUUGUCAUGACACAGGAACUAUUUUUCUAACCUUUUUUUUUUAUGGUGGCUCAGAAAUAUUUAUAGAGUAUGACACAACCAAUCAUUCAUUUUUUUCUUAGUUUCUUGUUUUUGUUCUGGAUUUCUUGCCAUGUAGAGAGAGAUGAAUAAUGUUUAUAGGAAGUUCCCAAUUAGUGUUGUAACCAGGAACUGCCUCCUACAUUGUUGAAAUGGGAGAGCUGUCACCCACAAGAUGGGCAAAACAACGCUUCCCUAGUCAGGAGCUAUUUAUUCUAACAAAAGCUUAUAACAAGAUCAGGUGUGUGUAGGGGCUCUGUUAGCACUGUACAGCAGCAGCCAAGCAUAAUGUGACCGGCUUUUUAGCAUUUAAACUGUUUUUAUCUUUGACUAUUGGGCAAGACAUGUUCUGUUAUCGCACUUUGAACCUAUUUUUUAAGUAAAGGUCAAAUAAGCUAAUAAAGGCGACACCUUUGCUGUAUCUUUGAA
Messenger RNA from Aquila chrysaetos chrysaetos, 5103 nucleotides. RefSeq names its product coiled-coil domain containing 62 (gene CCDC62). The record is from RefSeq and is a predicted model, not a curated record. The transcript has 13 exons. Bases 190 to 2295 code for a protein of 701 amino acids. Lineage: Eukaryota; Metazoa; Chordata; Aves; Accipitriformes; Accipitridae.